CACAGGAGGACUUCUUGCCUUUCUUGAAGACUGGGGUUAUUGGUGAUUUGGAUCAGUCAGAGUGGAUGGUAUUUGAUUCCAAUAUACUAGUCAACACUUCCGUCAACCUGACUAAGAACACUCUACCGCCAUCCUUGUAUACCCCAGGAGUUAAUUCGUCUGGUCCUUCUGCCCUUCCUCGUUCCAGGUUACCUACUGCUUUCUCGACUUCUGCUAGUGUUGGGGGGCCUAUCUCACUGUUCCAUUCAGGAUCCGACUGGAUAGCAGACAAUGGAAUGGUGGCUGGAGGCCAGUUAAACUGUUCCUCGAAGUGUUCUGCCCAUCGUUCCAGUCGUCUCUGCGAGUGAGUGGCAAAUCCAUCCUUCUCUGCUGUAGUCUCACUAACCGUAGUUGACUUUUUCCCCUCAGUCUCCUUAAUAAGUCUAAAUAACUGUCUACUGUUAGCAAUGGCCGCUACCUUUUCCAUCUCUCUAGCCUUCGCUGCCCACCACUGUUCACGGUCGUUGCGUAGACUUUUUCUCAAUCUACUUUUAAGUUGCGCUCUCUCUUCAUUGUACUCAGCCUGCAGGGAUGCGUUGACGUGCAUCCAUUAGUUCAAAAGAAGCUGCUAGUAUCCACUGGCUCUUUC
Messenger RNA from Heterobilharzia americana, 628 nucleotides. The record is from the annotation of a GenBank genome assembly. Lineage: Eukaryota; Metazoa; Platyhelminthes; Trematoda; Strigeidida; Schistosomatidae.